UAGCAGAAGACAUUUACCAGAAAUCCUCCAAUGGGAUUGCUAAUAGUAGACAGGAUGUAGGGUUAGAGUACUUCCGGUGUGGAAAGGAAGAGUGUGAUCCGGUGGGUGUUGGUGAAAAAUGAUUCGGUUCAUCCUGAUCCAGAACCGUGCGGGGAAGACCCGCCUGGCCAAGUGGUACAUGCAGUUUGACGAUGACGAGAAGCAGAAGCUGAUUGAGGAGGUGCACGCCUGUGUGACAGUCCGAGAUGCCAAGCACACAAACUUUGUCGAGUUUCGUAACUUCAAGAUCGUGUACAGAAGAUACGCAGGCCUGUACUUCUGUAUAUGUGUGGAUGUAAAUGACAACAACCUCAUGUACCUUGAAGCCAUCCACAAUUUUGUUGAGGUACUGAAUGAAUAUUUCCACAAUGUUUGUGAACUGGACCUGGUCUUUAACUUCUACAAGGUGUAUUCCGUGGUAGACGAGAUGUUCCUGGCAGGUGAGAUUCGGGAGACGAGUCAGACAAAAGUCCUCAAACAGCUCCUCAUGUUAAACUCGCUGGAGUGACGGAUCAUGGGAAGGAAUGGCUAAUUUAUAGUGAAAUCUCUGUCCCUACUGCCCAAGAGUUUGACCUCCAUAUGUAACGGUCACAUUUUCAAACAGGGGACCAGACAGACUGUUUUCGGGAAUGAAAUGUACAACAUAAUGGACAAUAAAACACACAGAAUGUUAAAAGAAUCAGUCAUGAGCAUUAUUUGUGUAUAUUCUGUGAUUUAGAAACUUCGAUUCCACAAACAUUACAGCCUUGUUUGGAAAUGUGACCUUAAGAUUAGUAGGUUUAUGAGUCAGACUUUUUCAGAUGGCAUAUCAGUUUUUUGCACUCUGUUUUUGUUGUACUUGGUUUGUAGUUACCAGCCCCCAGGAGCAAAGAAAACUGAGUGCAAUAGAACAGAUGUGCUAGCAGAAAAAUCCAGACUGACAGAGCCUGAUAAGGAGGACACCAGGAGCUCAUGUUAAGAGGCAGAAAAGAUUGAAGGGGGAGGGGUCUGUUGUGACCAACAGAUUGGAUAUAAACAUAUAGUCUCGUGUAGGAGUCUCGAAGAGGGACUGAAAUAUCUGUUUAUGUGUGAAUACAAUGUAUCUUCAUAGGAUUCACAAGUGAUUUGAAGGUAAAGUCUUAUCCACAGCCAAGGUUUGGGAUUGCAAUCUUGCUGCAGCACUAGCCUGGGUGCCAUUGGUAGGUUAUCAUCAGCUCCCAUACUUGCCUUUACAAAUUUGGGGGUUUGAUGGGGAAAAUUAGUUUAGAAAUACUCAGUCAGAAAACUAACAAAAAUGUCAUCCAGGCUACUGUGACAUCAUCUUGUGGCAAGAAAUAGUAGAUACGUUGAUGAAGGUUAGACAUCUAAGUAACAAGAUAUGCCAAACAGCAGUUAAUCAAGCAAAAUCAUAUCCAGUUGCUUGAGUGACUGCUUUUUGGUGUAAGGAAUAGCAAAGUUCACUACCCCUCAUAAAGGCAGCUGAUAAAGUGCCAAAAUGUUGAAAGGUGACAAAAAUCUGGUUGAGGAGAAAGAACUUUACCCUCAUGAGCGUCUUUUCAAGCAGUUGAAUAAUAUGAUAAUAUACCAGCAAAUAUAUGGUAUCCUAAACUAGUACAAACUGUGGCGUAAAAUUUGUUGGCAGUUGUGGUCUGUGAAAGAAUUGUGGCAACAUUGUCCGAUACACUCUGUUGUAGUAAAGACCAAUGUGUGAAAUCACAUGUAUAGAUAAAUCUAUUGUGCAAGUCAUUAUUUUAGAAAAUCUGGACAAAUGGUUAAAUCAACUUGUAUAUCAAAACAUAGUUUAUCAGCUAGUGACUCGUUUUUGGAAAGCAAUUAACUGCAAUGAAGUUGUCUUAAGAAAUUUAAAAGAAACGAUAAGUUACACAAAGCUAUGAUUAGUGUUUUAUCUUAUUUUAGUGUAUAAUUUUGUAGCACUCUUGUUUUGUUCAACAUGAAAAAAAAUGACAUUCCUGUUUUUGUGCACCUAUAAAUGAAAUCUGUAAGGCAAGACUUGAACUCAAAAUUUGUUGCCAGGUACUGUUGUUGAAAGUUGGGCAUUAAAUCAUUAAAAUUACAAAUACAAUGUAUAGACAAAGAAAAAUUGUCAGAAUCAUUGAUGCAAACCAUUAAAUUUUGUAACAGGCUGAAUCACAAUUCUCAAAAGUUGUCAGACUUAUUAUAGCAUAGUCUUCCAUUGCAGUGCCAGUGAGCAUGGAUGUACCGGUAUGUUAGGAGCCUUUGGACCCACAACUUUUCAGGAGGGUUUUCAGGUACUUCAAAAAUUAUUUUACCAGUUCUCAUUGACUUUGACAUGCUAGUACUGAAUAUAUGUGAAACUAUGGAACUAGUGCCUCAUCAGCAGUUAAGACACUGUUGUUUCCUUUCCUCCCUAAAUCACACAAAGGUUGAUGUGUAUUAUGUUGGGGCCAAUACCAGUCUUAGGGUUGGAAAUUGUAACCCAGGUAAUAUUAGCCUGCUACGUUGAUGUAGGUUAGGAGAAUAUUAGCCUGGUAUCUGGCCUAUUCUAGCUCUGGUUGGCUUCUGAUUGCUUUCCUUGCAAAAAUAGUCUGUCAUCCAUUGAUACAGAAAUGAUUGGCAAGAAUUGUUAUUGGCACAUAGUCACGAGAAGUAAGCAAAGGAGCAACCUGAAAUAGAAUGGAAGGGAUACCAGGCUAGGUGAUUCAUACACUUCAUGAAUCCAUCACUUACAAAUAGACUGCAACCUCAACUUACUGCAGCAGCUGUAUCAAAGGUAGAAAAUGUGUGCUGUAUGUGUAGCACAAUAUCAAUAAUAAAGACGACACAAAGCCAA
This is a messenger RNA of Branchiostoma floridae (Florida lancelet), 2830 nucleotides long. RefSeq names its product AP-2 complex subunit sigma. Gene Ontology annotation, biological process: intracellular protein transport; clathrin-dependent endocytosis. Gene Ontology annotation, cellular component: intracellular membrane-bounded organelle; membrane coat; AP-2 adaptor complex. Bases 119 to 547 code for a protein of 142 amino acids. Gene Ontology annotation, molecular function: clathrin-cargo adaptor activity. The record is from RefSeq and is a predicted model, not a curated record. The transcript is spliced from 5 exons. NCBI's taxonomy places the organism in Eukaryota, Metazoa, Chordata, Leptocardii, Amphioxiformes, Branchiostomatidae.